This is a messenger RNA of Amorphotheca resinae ATCC 22711, 1815 nucleotides long. RefSeq lists its product as hypothetical. Gene Ontology annotation, molecular function: DNA-binding transcription factor activity, RNA polymerase II-specific; zinc ion binding. NCBI's taxonomy places the organism in Eukaryota, Fungi, Ascomycota, Leotiomycetes, Helotiales, Amorphothecaceae. The transcript is spliced from 3 exons. The record is from RefSeq and is a predicted model, not a curated record. The coding region runs from base 1 to 1815 and encodes 604 amino acids. Gene Ontology annotation, biological process: regulation of DNA-templated transcription.
AUGGUCUACACUGGCCAACCGAGCAGAGGUUGCGCGACCUGUCGCAAACGUCGCAUCAAGUGCGAUGAGAAAACCCCCGCCUGUGGCAAUUGCUUCAGGAUCCACGAGACCUGCCCGGGCUACAAGGACCAGUUCGACCUGGCCUGGAGAGACCAGACCACCGUCGCAAAGAAGGGCGUCGAGCGAGGGAAGCAGAAGCGCAGGGCCGCGCGGGAGAAGGUCGUUGCUGCUUCGUCGUCGUCCUCUUCGUCGUCGUCCUCGUCCUUCUCUCAAGAUCCGGCCCAGGACUCCUCACGAUCCUCACGCUCCUCCUCUGCCUCCGAUGCUCAGGACAAUAACGAUGCGCGACUAGCUGGAACUGAGUCUCACGAUGCGAUCAUGCGGGGUGCCCUGAUCCCCUCUAGAUCGCGGGGUGUCUCCCGAGCACUAAAAGUCCAAGAGGCCAAGGACCCGACAACGUCGACCACAUGGUUGGACCCUCAUCUCGGUCUCCGUGUGACGCCAGAAGAUCGCACUUUCUCCUACUUCCUCAACUCCUACAUCCUCCCCGUCCGAGAUCCCCUCGCCCGCCGCGGCUUCCUCGAGUACCUGGGCCCCUUGUACACGCACGCCGACCCCCAGUCGCCGUUCAUGCUGUCGACGAUGGCCGUGGCGGCGUGCAUGCUCUCCACCCGCAUGGGCCAAGAUCCAAACACCACCUUCGCGCGAUCCUUCUACCUCCGAGCCGUCAAGACGAUGCGGGACCAGGUCUCCGAGCAGAAGGGCUGUGCGAAUGACGAGAUGCUGAUCGCGGUCUUGCUCCUGCACAUGUAUGAGGUGAGCGAACCCUCUUCCCCCAUCAGCGAUGGCCGGCUCAUGGUCUCCGAGGCUUUUAUCGCGCGCGGUUUCUGGACGAGUGCGUCCAGUCAUGCUCACCUGGAUGGGGCGCUUGCCCUGAUCAGAUACCGGGGAAUUGCGGAUUUUAAGGGGAAGAAAGUAUCCGAGGCGAUAAUAUUAUAUGUUCGAAGUUUACUGAUUGGAGAAGCCUACGGGAGUAACUCUGCAGUGCCCCGUGAUGUGGCAGAGUGGGCAGAGCUUGUUGGUGACUCGGAGAAGAUCCCAGGAGUAACUCUGGACACCAUCAACCUUGAUCUUGCCAACCUCCGCGCAUCGGCCGCCGAGAUCCAUCGUGCGCCGGCGGUCAAUCCGCGUAUACGCGCAUCGCAAAUACAGUACCUCCUUAACACUGCUACCGACAUCGACCGCCGACUGACUGAGUGGUGUGGGACGAUCCCCAAAUCGUGGAUCCCGAUCCGGGUCUCGGGGGAGAAGUACAUCGCCCCGAGCAUCAAGGAAGCGGGAUUGUACCAGGAUUACUGUGAGAUCUAUGGCAGUGUGUUUCUCUGUAGCUCGUGGAGCAGGUUUCGAUUGCUGCAGAUCGAGGUCAGGAAGAUCCGCCUCUCGUGUCUCGCCGGGAGCGAGAAACCCUCCGCUGCGAACCUAGCACAACAAGAAGCUGACAAGCACAGCAUCCAACAACUAGUGGAUGACAUCUGUGCCAGCGUCCCCUUCUACCUGGGAGAUCGGACCGAGCCCGGAGUUCCAGGCGAUCCCCGCGUUCGAUACCCGCGGGCGCCUGGGAAGCCCCCUAUCCGAGACCACUACCAGACCGGGCCAACCAUGGGUGGAUGGUCACUGCUCGCGCCUCUGGGUUCAUUGAUGAGGUUGAACAUCAAGCUUCGGGAGGGCCAGAAGCUGUGGAUUAAGGGGCAGAUCACCCGGACCGCUAGGGUAUAUAUGGUUCGCAGGCUGCCUGGACAGCCGCCGCAAGGAUGA